Molecule: messenger RNA, 7165 nt
Organism: Phycodurus eques (leafy seadragon)
Lineage: Eukaryota; Metazoa; Chordata; Actinopteri; Syngnathiformes; Syngnathidae
Gene: rhbdl1
Product: rhomboid, veinlet-like 1 (Drosophila)
Exons: 8
Coding region: 87-1205 (372 amino acids)
Cellular component (GO): membrane
Molecular function (GO): serine-type endopeptidase activity
Source: RefSeq, a predicted model, not a curated record
CCUCAGCAACACCGCCACCACUCUCUUCACGCCUUCCUCCUUAUGCCCUUGUCCUUGGCGGCUCCUCUCACCACCCUGGCCAGUAUAUGGAUAGAAGCUCCUUUUUUCAGCUCAUACAAGAGCAGCUGGAUCCAGACAACACCGGUUUCAUCGCAGUGGAGAACUUCACCAGCCUGGUGGAGCACCAUGAGCUGCAGCUGGACCCGUCCAAACUGGACAUGCUGUUAGCGCUGGUCCAGAGCAAUGAGGACGGCCAAGUGUGUUACCAGGAGCUCAUCGAGCUGAUGAGCAGCAAGCGCUCCAGCAGUUUCCGACGGGCCAUCGCCAACGGUCGGCGCACGCUGCAGAGGGAGAUCCUGCUGGACGAGACGGGCCUGGGCCUCUACAAGCGCUUUGUCCGCUACGUGGCCUAUGAGAUCCUGCCCUGUGAGACUGACCGGCGCUGGUACUUUCACCAGAACCGCCUGUGCCCUCCGCCUCUCUUCAUCGCCGUCAUCACCAUCGUCCAGAUUAUCGUGUUCAUGUGCUACGGCAUCAUGCUCAACAAGUGGGUGCUGCAGACCUACCAGCCGGACUUCAUGAAGAGCCCGCUGGUUUACCACCCGGGCCACCGUGCUCAAGUGUGGCGCUUCUUCAGCUACAUGUUCAUGCACGUCGGCUUGGAGCAGCUGGGCUUCAAUGCUUUACUACAGCUGAUGAUCGGAGUCCCGUUGGAGAUGGUCCACGGCGUCUUACGAAUAAGUCUGCUUUAUAUGGCGGGAGUGCUGGCGGGUUCGCUGACGGUGUCCAUCACCGACAUGCGUGCUCCGGUGGUGGGGGGCUCCGGCGGGGUCUACGCUCUCUGCUCGGCACAUCUGGCCAACGUUGUCAUGAACUGGGCCGGGAUGAGGUGUCCGUACAAGCUGCUCCGCAUGAUCCUGGCGCUGGUUUGCAUGAGCUCGGAGGUGGGUCGAGCAGUGUGGCUGCGCUUCUCCCCGCCGCUCCCGCUGUCCGGGCCGCAGCCCAGCUUCAUGGCCCACCUGUCGGGCGCCGUGGUGGGCAUCAGCAUGGGCCUCCUGAUCUUACGCAGCUACGAGGAGAGCCUGCAGAAGCAGUGCUCCUGGUGGGUCAUCGUCUUCUCCUUCAUCACCUUCCUCCUCUUCGCCAUCUUUUGGAACAUCUUCGCCUACGAGCUGCUGGGCGUGCAGAUCCCGCCCGCUCCCUGAUGAAAGCCUCGCACGGCUGACUUCAGAACAGGUUUUUGUUUGUUUGUUUGGUUUGGUUUUUUUAAAUACAUUUUAAAACCAUCCGUUUCGACCGCCGACGACAUCGGGAAUCAUUUGCAAAAUGAAGAAAUAUGUCUCUUUUAUUAAAGAGGGUAGUGGCAGAACAAGUUUUUAUCUUUUUGGGACUCUCACUGAGUGGCUGUGCUCGUUUAAAAGCUGAUUCAUUACGUGCCUGCGGUGAAACAAACAAGGAGAGAUGCCACAAAAACAACAACAACAACAACAACAACAAAAAAGAAUGUCCUUACAAAUGCUCAGCGGCUCGCUCAGUUUGAUUAGCUGUUACCGUCAAGGGGGCCGUUUAUUUAAUCACCAGGGGUUAAUUGUCACCUUGGACCGACACUGUGGAUCUUUGACAUGCAGCUUAAGGUCCGUGUGCUAGUACGCGCUUUGUCCUCACAAGUAAAACAAUUCAGCGCACUAGAAAAACGACUGUGUGUUACUAGUAAUGUUUUAUUUCCACUACUGGUGCCACUUUUGGCUGCACAACGCAAGCUUAUUCGUAAGCUACUGCGCUAUACUAGUAACACAACAAGGCCCAACCACUAGCAGGAUAACAAGUGUGCGCUAGUAUAACAACAGUGUCUUACUAUUCGUUUUUGUUUUCUUUUGGCCUACUAGUAUGACCUUAAGCUAGAUAUCAAGGAUGUAAAAAAAACAAAAAAACAGCUUUUGUAUCCUUGCUCAAACGGCUUUCCUUAAAGCUAUUUUCAGCUUGUACGAUAUUAGAUACCCUUGGUCCUAGUACUAGUACACUCUUUGUCCUCAUAAGACAGUUUAGCGCACUACUGGAAGGGCUGUAUCUUUCUCGUAAUGUUUUUCCCAUUACUAGUCCCACUUUUGGCCGACUAGUAUGACCUUAAGUUGGAUAUCAAAGAUAUUGAAUAAAUGCUAUUUGAUAUGCUUGAUAUCGAACUCGAACUUGAAGUCCAUGAACUAGUACACUGUUUCUCCUCACUAGUUAGACAAUUCUGCGCACUAGUAAUGACUUGGACGUACUAGUAGAACAACUGUGUCUUCGUAAAAUGUUUUCCACUACUGUAUGAAAUUUCCGCACACUUGCAGGACAACUUGGCACAGUUUUGUCUCUCUAGUAACGUGGUUCCACUACUAGUAUGCCAGACUUGUUCUACUAGUUUGUAGAAAUGUCGAACAACGGGGAAAAUGUAGUAAGACGCAGUCGUUCUACUAGCGUUCUCUUUUAUCGGCCGGACAAUAUCAUACCGUUUCAAAUCGGCAAAAAUCAAACGAUUUUUGUUUUCCGAUUUUAAAUUUUUUACAUUUAUUUAUUUUUAUUUAUUUUUGUACACAUUAAAACAUAAGACUAAAAUAAUUCAAUUUUUAAAAAAUCGGAUACCUUCCUUGUUGUUGUAAAGUCAAACAAAUACUGAAGGAUCAAAUAUUGUAAAACAGUCAAAUGUUCUGCCUGUCAUUCAUAUCUUUUUCAUUGUAAGCAUAAAGGAACCGAUAAAGAAUUAAUUGUAUUCAUUAUACAGCUAUAGUUCUGAAAGUAAUCGGACGAUUCAUCGGUUAGCGGGAUUUUAUUCUGCCAAAUAUCUGAAUCGGCAUCAGCCUAAAAAAAUCCCGAAGACCGUACUAGUACGAGGACCGUAAACUGGACAUCAAGGAUAUGCAAUAAAUGCUCAAACGGCUUUCCGUCGUCGGAGGCCGUCGGGAGGUAACCAUGGCGAUGACACUGGUGAGGAGACGGUCAUCACAAUGUAAUUACUAUUUGCUGUGUCAUGCUUUGAGGUACACACGCACACACACACGCACACACACACGCACACACGCACACACGUACGUCUCUUGUGGGUUUUUGUCUUUGAGAGCAGCCACUUCCUGGUUCUGCAGGAAGUGGCACGCUUCGUACAGACUGAACUGAGGUUCAGGCAAUACCUCAGCCUGUCCUCCGUACGGCCUGUAUACUUUUUUGUAAAGGAAUAUAACUACAGAGCGCAGGGGGAGGGGGGACUCAUUUGAUAAUAGUGUUGUGCGCGUGUUGUCCGUUCACCACCAAGAGUCUCUUUAUGGAUUUCAAAGGGUGCAAAAAGAAGGCUGCGAUUGUUGUCCCUCACUUGACUUUAUACAAACUUUAGUGCUUUACAAAAUAAGCCAUAGGAAGAACUAAUCCGAGAUGGUUUUCAAAGAAAAAAGAAAAGAGGACAAAAAGAGCUGCAGGUGGGUAGCAUCGCUAGCGUGUGGAAGUCACGUUAUUCAUUGUGAAUAUUCCAAGUCAAAGACGACGAAACUGUGCGAGGACACGCCUUUGAAACUUUCUCAUGUAGCUGACUUUUGUAUUUUUUCCCUCCCCCCUCACCUUUUUCACCGCUCGUACAAGUUGUUCAUAGUUGACGGUUUGUUUUGCCGACGCGCAUAAAGUCCCCGCCCGCCCGCAGUGCGUGCGGACGCGGGCGGGCGGGCGGUCGAAUUCCAAACGAUAUGGAUUUCUGUCGCGCGACUCAAGCCGAGGAUCGCGUUCGCUCCUUCACCCCUCCCGUUUUCACUCGUCCGAUCAUCAAUUCAUUUGAACGUUACUUGGCUGAUCAUUUGAUACUUUUGCCAAUGGGUUCAUAAAUUCGAUUCCUCUGCAGUCCCUCCUGGAUGAAACCGUCACGCAGUAUCGCAACUCGGCCCGAGUAUUUGGAAAAUUAGAAGAAAAUCAACCAUUACGUCGGAGUAAUGGCUAAUCGAUGGAACCCGCUCGUGUUCACGAAGAAAUGUUAUUGCUGGCCGAAGCGAGGAUACAGUACAGCGAUGAAUAAUGCAUACAUACCCCGGUAGCCUAUAAUGAAGAAAAAGGGGAUGUCUGAGCGGAGGUUCAUGUGCCUCUUUAACUUUUAGAUUCAUAGGAACUUGUAAAAAAAAAAAAAAAAAAAAAAGGGCUAGUAAGUGCUUUUGGAUUUUUGUAAAAAAGAAAAAAAAAAAAUAUAUAUAUAUAUAUAAUAAUAAUAAAAAACACAUAUACACACACACACACACCAAUUCGUCUACACACAAACUUGACUCUUUAAUUUGUUCAAAUGAGAUGAAGCCAAUUGAAAAAAAUGGACACGGCUCCAAAAUGUUGAAGGGAACACUUGAAACUCACAUCCCAUAUCUCAGUGGAUGAAAUAUCCGUCCGUACUCUUUCUAUCGUGUUUCAAGAAUUCAACGAUUUUUGCUCGAUUUUUUUCGCUUCAAUUCAAUCAACAUCGUGUCACUCCUUCUGGUGUGUGCGCCUUGGCCACCUGGGGGGGCGGUAUAAUAUAGAUAUAGCGAUAUACAUACAUGGAACUGCUUAGAACAACAUUAUUAUUAUCACUGUUAUGUGAUAUGAUGUAAUUAAGCGUGCGGACUUUAAGGGAAAGUUAUGUGGUUGUGUUAAUUACACAGCGAAUAUGAAAUAACUAACAAUAAUUCUCUUUCUGUUGUUUAGUUUGACAGUAAACGUCAAUAAACCGAUUGAAGCGUCUUUCAAACCGUUGCUUGCUGUAAAGUGAGUUGAAUUGAGUUCACUGCCACCGUACGGCGCUCGUAACUCAAAUGUUUGCUCAUAAGUCAAUGCAAAAAUAGCCCAAACGACGGCUCGUAUCUCACAAAAAAUCCUAAAUCAGAUCACUUGUAUCUCAAGGCACCACCGUAUAGUCUGAUUUUUCUUCUUCUCUUAAGAGAAUGAAGGCGUCUUUUCCAGAAGAAAAGGCAAAAUAUUGUGAGAAUAAAGUUGUGUUUUUCAAAUUCACUUGACUUUAUUCUUGUAAAAUGAUGACUUUUCACCCCCCCCCAAAAAAGGUCUUUGUUUUUCUGAAGUUUGACAUUUCUGAACUUUUUUUGCAACUUUUUAUUUCUUACAGCAUUUAGGGAUACAUUUGUUUGUUACCGUGUGUGUAAUUGGCGUUAGGGGUUUCUUUUGAAAAGUUUCUUCUGGACCCAAAAAGCACUACCUGAGUGUUGCACCUCCUUCUGCUGAUACUAUCAGAUUGAUGAUGCGAUUAUGUGUCCCUUGAAUUUUCCUGAGCAGUGUAUCUGAUCACCGAGGGGGGCGAAACCGCCCCCCGUGUGAUUUAUCAGCCUAUCAAACUAUCAUGACAACAUCCCCGCUGUCAGCAUGAUGCAUGGCUGCAAACACACACCGGUAUCUCCCUUCAGUAAGUGGACCCGACAGGCUACGUGGUCUUCAUUGCAUUGGCAUAUUUUGUCCUGGAACACUUUGUUAAUGAUAGUAAUAAUGAUGACGAUGAUGGUGAAGAGGACGGGUUGGCAUUGAGUGACAGGAGCUGAGUUAUUGACGUGGCCUCCUCACGCAGCUCAUGUUUGGGUUCGCCAAGGUCAGCGAGAUGAUGUUGAAACGUCAACAGAAGCUUGAAUUCUGCUCGAUUCAUUGAGGCUUUUCAUGUUUGUAAACAAGAGGCGCCUGGGUACGUCCGGGUGGCAGGAAACAAAUUGAACUGAAAACUAGGAUAAAAAUGUGUUUGGUGUUGCGCCACCUGAUGUUGUUUAGGUUUAUUUCGGUUUCCUUAAAAAUAUAUGUAUCAAACUUAAUCCAGCAGAACCUCUGGGUGAGGAAGAUACAUGUUGCGACGUGCAGUUUGCUAGCCAUCUAUGCCUGCACCCCAAAAAUGCAUCUCGAUUUUGGAUCUGCUGGCUUGACAGCUUUAGAGCGCCUCAUUGUCGGCCACGAGUGCAUGCACGUCAUGGAGAGAAGGCGUAAGAAAGAGGUCAACAAAUUGUUAAAAGCCCAACGUGACAGCCAGCAUGUGGACUGGGGCUUCGCGCUGACAUGCCCGCUUCAGAGCGCCUCGUUGUAGCGCCGUUAAAAAUGCCCGUGGCCACCCGGUGAGAUGUAGUCCAGCCACCGAAGGCUGUAAGCGGAUAUAUUUUUCGUCAACGUUUUGUCUCCCUUGGAAGUAAUUUACCUCAUGUAAGAUUUCCUUUUCAACACUUCAAAGAAGACUAAAAUCCUCAUUCAAGCUAUUUUCUCAAUCGUUUUGCCGUGGUCAAAGAUUUGUUUACUCAUGGCGGAAUCGGAGAUCGCUCGCGCUUUUGCCACACGGAAGUAAGCGUGAUGUCGUGGUGAGAAGGUCUUUACAUGCCUGGUGUCAUAGUGUGCUUCUAACAUUGUCAUGUGCCAUAUUGUUUACUAGCAAUACAUUGUGCUAUUACGUCCGAUGCCUUGUUAUUGUCACCCCAGAUGAAAUUGAAGAAUAUUUCAUUCGAUUGUGCAGGUGUACAGUACCUCAUGAAAAGUCCAAGAGCUGUUGGAGAGCUGCUUCUAAUCGGAACACAAUCGCACAACUUGUGAUUCUUGACAGAAUGACUUAAAAGCAAGUCAAUCAGAAUUUCCACUGAAGUUAGCAGUAAUUGCUUUUAAAUGGAGGAAAGAAAUAAUGUGCAGGGGAAAAAAAGCAAGCGUGCCGCUCUGAAUGGGAAGUCAAAUAUGAGAGGUUUGUGUAGCAAAUGGAAUCGAGAAAAAAAAAAAUCAAAUAUUGUUUUUCAUUUUCUUUUUUAUUAUCAUUAUUAUUAUUUGCCUCACGAAUCCUGAGAGCUGUGUAAGCCACUCAGGUAGCCAUGUGCAUCCACGAGCUGCUUCCUGUGUCCACACAACGGUGCCAAACUUACCACAAGGUUCAAUCUCGCCGACAAGCAGACACGAGGUUGCACCAACACAGCGUUUACAACAACAACAACGACGACAAAAAGCUAUUUUUCUCUUCGUCACACGCAAGGAUGACUCAAUUUACAUGCGGAAUAUUUGUAUCAAAGUCCUCAUGAAUUAUUUCAUUACCUAUUGUAUGUACUUUUUAAAUGUUCUAAAAUUGAACCAUUUUAUAUUGUAUAUAUAUGAAUAUAUUUUGUUUUAUUUUGUACUGGUCAUUGUAUUUUGCUUUCAUUUGGAAACAAUAUAAAUAAAGAAUGAUACU